AUGGACGAAAAUCGAGUAUUUCGAAGGUUUUUUCAUAUUUUUACUCGAAAAUUUUCAAAUUUUCAGUGCAAAUUUGAAGCCUCUGUCUCUGAAACAAUCUUUCUAUUGCUACGAUCCGGCUUUGUAACUUUUUUCGAAGUUAUUUUUGGAAUUUUGCUUUUUUUAGAGAAGCAAAAAAUUGCAGAGAGGAUAAUUAUACUGGAUCACAGGGGAAAAAUGAUGGAAGGGUUGGUUUUUGGGGAACUUUGGGAUAUUUUUCUUUUCAAAUAGUUUUUUAUUGGUUUUUACUUGAAGUGUCUGGCGAUAGGAGUAUAAAAAAAAUGAAUUAUGAAACAUACAGGUUUAAAUCUUGCCAAAUUUUUUUGAAGUAGAAAAAAAUAAGGAUAUUUUUUUGCGGAUUUUUCGCUAUUUUAAAGCUGUUUUUUUAAAUUUUUUUCAUCGUUAUGAAAUGCUUCCAAGUAAGACCUUUUGAUAAAUCUUCCUAUAAAUAAGAGAAGAUUUGAGAAAUUCGUACAGAAUUUUUUUAAAAGGUAAUUUCACAACAAAAAGGACCUUUUUCAAUUUUUUUUUGGUAACUUUUUUUUAAAUCUCCUUUUUUCACUUCCCACUAGGGUUUUUUGCAACAUAAGUUUAUAACAGUUUUCACAAAAAUAACAAAAACUACGAAAAAAAAGUUUGAAGCAUUUUUAUGUACCCCGCAGUGCUAAAUCUCUAAAAGAAUCCUCAAAAAAAAAACCCCAGAACUCUACACUGCGCGUCAUAGUUAUAGACGCACCCCCAUUUUUGCAUUUUUCAAAAGAUACGUUGAACUUCUUGCAAUCAAACCUAUUUUAUGACGAACCUUAGAUCAAACAACUAACAUUGGGAAGAGAACUACAGAAGACUCAGUACAAAAAAUUUUCGAAAUCCGUCAAAAAUAGUUUUUUGACCGGGUCAUAAUUAUAGACGCACCCUGGGUCAGGGCUCAUUUUUUACUUGUGUUGGAACUUUCGCCUUUCUUAUUAAUUUUAAAUAAACAUCAAAGUUAGUAGGAUGCCACAGCAUUUUAAGUAAUUUUGAAUCAAGCAACUUUAUUUACAAACCAUGCGAAAAGCGAACAAAAUCGAAAAUUUCAGAAAAAAUGGUUUCUUCUGGAAAUAUUAAAGAAUUUAUAUCGGAGUUUACCUAUGAACAGCGAAUCCACCUAAUUCAAAGAUAUUUUUCGUACCGCAGAAACAUUUUUUCUUCUCGAACUUUUCAGUUAUUGUUCAAAACAACGUAAUUUGAGAAUUUAAUACGCAAACUCCGAUAUAAAUUCUUUGAUAUUUCCAGAAGAAACCAUUUUUCUGAAAUUUUCGAUUUUGUUCGCUUUUCGCAUGGUUUGUAAAUAAAGUUGCUUGAUUCAAAAUUACUUAAAAUGCUGUGGCCUCCUACUAACUUUGAUGUUUAUUUAAAAUUAAUAAGAAAGGCGAAAGUUCCAACACAAGUAAAAAAUGAGCCCUGACCCAGGGUGCGUCUAUAAUUAUGACCCGGUCAAAAAACUAUUUUUGACGGAUUUCGAAAAUUUUUUGUACUGAGUCUUCUGUAGUUCUCUUCCCAAUGUUAGUUGUUUGAUCUAAGGUUCGUCAUAAAAUAGGUUUGAUUGCAAGAAGUUCAACGUAUCUUUUGAAAAAUGCAAAAAUGGGGGUGCGUCUAUAACUAUGACGCGCAGUGUAUUAUUUCGCAACAUUCUUUCAAAAUUAAGCAUUCCCUAUUCUUUGUGAUGUUUCAUUUCAGCCAUCCAUAAAAAAUGAGAUGGUUUGUCAACGGAGCGCACAUUCCACAUCUGUUUAUUGUUUUGAUGCGAAACAACACAACUUUAUCGAAAAUAAACAAGGUUCUUUCGAUAAACGGUUGGUUUUUCUCAUUUUCAUUUUCAACGCUUUUUUCAAUUGUUUUAGUAAGGAAUCCUGGUCUAAAAGCUCCGACUCUGAUAGGAACAACCAGCAGAAAAAGGUUCAUUUUCUUUCAAAUAUGAAAAAGAUGUUGUUUUUCUUCAGAAAACCGAUUCAGAAGUCGACGUUUCACACAAUAUUCCCUUUGUCCCGAUGUGGUUUUCACGGCAAACUAUCGCCAAAACUUCAUUACAAGGUUUAUUUUUUUAACAAAAUCGAUAUAAAAAAAGAAUUUUUUUAGAUGUUACGAAAAUUUGCCUGUCCUUUAGUGGCUGCGGAUUCAUUGGCGCGUAUCAUUUCGGCGUUGCCCGAUGUUUAUUGGACCACGGAAAAGUUUAUUCUUGCUUUAAAUUGGUUCUAGACAUCAUUAAAAUAAUAAAAACUAAUUUAUUUAUUCAUUCUUCCAGGAACUUUUGAAAAAAGUCGACCGAUACGCGGGAGCUUCCGCCGGCAGUUUGGUCGCCUCUUUAUUGGCCCUUUGUCCUGAAAAGUGAUUAUUUUAUUAUUGUUAAGGAUCAUUAUCAUUGCUAAUUAAUAUUGUAAGAGUUGAAAAAUUUUUAAAAAGUUCAAAUUUUUAAAGGGAUUAAAUCCUGCAAAUUUUUCGUGAGAAAAAAAUAUUUAAUUUUUUUGAAAUUUUUUUACUGUCGUAUUUCUAUUUGAAAUAAUUCAGGUUGAAUAUUGAUGCAAUUUUUUUGAAAAUUAUUUAAAGUUUACAUUUUAAAAUCUGAAUUUUUUUCGUGAAAAAAAUUACAUUAUUUGAAUUUGCUACUGUAGUAUUUCUCUUUGAAAAAGUUCAGGGUCCAUUUUAUCGCAAUUUAUUUGAAAAAGUUUUUCAUGGUAAAUUCUGAAAUUUUUUUCGUGAAAAAAAUUACAUAGUUUGAACUUUUUCCAGUCGUUUUUCCGCUUCAGAUUCAGGGUUUAUUUUUAUCGCAGUUUAUUUCAACUAUAACGGUCAAAUUUUCGAAAAUUUUUGUGAAAAAAAUUACAAUUUUUGAAUUUUCUACUGUCGUAUUUCUCUUUGAAAAAAAGUUUAGCUCGUGUUUUGACGCAAUUUUUAAAAAAAAUAUUACGGUCAAAUUUUUGAAAAUUUUCGUGAAAAAAAUUACGUAAGUUUUGAAAUUUUUCACUGUCGUGUUUCUAUUUGAAAAAGUUCAGAAACACAUUUUGACGCGAUUUUUUUAAAAUUCAACGGUCAAAAUUUUCGAAAUUUUCGUCGAAAAAAAUUACAUAGUUUUGAACUUUUUUUCCCUGUCAUAUUUCUCUUUGAAAAAAAUUCAGGGUCAAUUUUUUUCUCAUUUCAAUUUUUUUGGGAUUUUUCGAAUCUUUUUUUCUUUUGAAUUAUUAGAGAUUUAGCAUGAAGUUUUAUGGCUUUCAUUCAAAAAAAUUCGACGAAAGAUUGGAUUUUACUUUUUGAAAAUCAUAUAAAAUUCCUCAGAAUCGACGACGGCGUUGAAGUUUUUGUACAAGGUGGCGGACGAAGUGGCCGAUUUACGAUUUGGAGCCCUGACCCCCGGAUUUUUUUCCUCAAUGAUAAGCUUUUUGGGAGUAAGUUUCUGGGAGCUUUUUUUGAUUGGUUUUACCUGAAAAUUAUGUUUUUUUCGAUUUUUUUUAACCCAAUUAACAACUUUCUUUUCAUUUUUUUGAAUAAUUUGAAGACAUUAAAUCUUUAUACAUAGUUAGAAAGGCAUUUUAGAUAAUUUUUAAGGUGUUUGAAAACCUGAAUUUUGACCAGCUUUACUGUAAAUUUCAGUGAACAUAGGCAAGGAAAGGGUGGAAAAAGGGUCCUUUUUACUGCCUUUUUGCACCUUUUAAUCGGCUUUUUUGGACCAUUUUUGCUGCCUCUCCCUUUUUCCACCAUUUUUUGAGCCUUUAAAAUCCCAGAAAAAAUGGAAGGCUCGAUAGAGGGACCCUUUUUGCUGCCUUUUUGCUUCCCUUUUUGUUUCCAUUUUGCUGCCUUUUUGCGGCCUUUUUGCUGCCUUUUUGCGGCCUUUUUGCUGCCAUUUUGCUACCUUUUUGCUGCCUUUUUGCUUCUCUUUUUGUUGCCUUUUUGCGUCCUUUUUGCGGCUUUUUUGCGGCCUUUUUGCUGCCUUUUUUGCGGCCUUUUUGCUGCCUUUUUGCGGCCUUUUUGCUGCCAUUUUGCUACCUUUUUGCUGCCUUUUUGCUUCCCUUUUUGUUGCCUUUUUGCUGCCUUUUUGCUACCUUUUUGCUGCCUUUUUGCUUCCUUUCUGCUGCCUUUUUGCACCAUUUUUGCUGCCUUUUUGCGGCCUUUUCGCGGCCUUUUUGCUGCUUUUUUGCGACCUUUUUGCGACCUUUUUGCUACCUUUUUGCUACCUUUUUCGAGCCUCUCCCUUCUAGCGGCCCUUAUCCAUCAUUCCGACUUUUCCUCUCUUUAAAUAACCCAUUUUUCAUCAAAUUUUCAAGUCCCAAGCAAGUCCCAAGCUCUGAUAUAACCUAAAAUAGUAAAGAAUUCUUUAUUUAUUCAAUUUUUCUUCAUUUCAAAUGGGAAUCUUAUCCCUCAAAUUGAGCAAAUAAGAGGCUUUUUUUCGAUUUACAACUAUUUUUUCGAAGUUUUAUGAACAUUUAUUGCUAAAAUUUUCCAUUUUAGAACCCGAACCCACAAAUUUUCCACCUGGAUAAGGAAAAUAGUGGGAUAAUGAAAUUUGGCGGAGGAAAUUAGUUAUAAAUGAGUAUUUUUGGACCACUAAUUUGUGAAAAAAAGGUGGAAACGUUAUCUAAAAGUGGUAUUUGAAGGUUGUAGAUGCCUUCCUGCCGGAAAAUAUAUCGAGGGCCCAGAAUAGACUGUUCAUUUCUGUGACCAAUCUUCAUGUGAGUUUUUGAAUGGGAAAAAUUUUUUUGAAAUACAGGAUUUUUUUAGAAUUGAAAGCUAGAAUUUCAGUUUUUUUCCCCUUCGUUUAGUUGGGGGGCUUUCAUAACGCCAAAAAAAUGAAGGGGGAGGGGGGCGGCUUUGAAAAUUGAACCUUUUGGUAACCCCGCCAAAAUAUUUAUUCCCUUUUCGUCCUCCCCCUCCAAGCCAUUUUUUGACUAGAGGGGGGGAGGGGGGAGGUGGUUCAAAAUGAUGAAACUUUUUGAAGGGCUAGUUCUCAUUUUAUAAUUGAUCCCCCCCUCCCCCCACUAGGUGGAGACCGAUUCUAGGAUGCCAAGGCAUUUUUCGAAAUCCGGGGGGGUUCAAAAGGAAACUUCUCAUUUUGAAAUUGGCCCCCCCCCCCCUACCUUCAGUGCUAGGUGGGGACCGAUUCUAGGAUGUCUAGGAAUUUUUUUCCAAGAGUCGCCCCCUUCAAGCCAAAUCUGGACUGGGGGGUUUAAAAUGAAACUUUUUGAAGGGCUAGGUCUCAUUUUAAUAAUGAUAAAGAGAUCAAAUUUGAUUUUUUUCAGCCGUACAGCAACGAAGUCGUAUCCCACUAUUCUAGCCGAACCAAUUUGGUCCAUUAUUUGCUGGCCAGUUGCUAUAUUCCAAUGUACUCGAUGGGUUACUCGGCGAAUGCCCCGGUCGUCGACGGAAAGGUUCUUUCUUUUUUUUCAAAAAUAAAAUGUCAAACUGAGGGUCACAUAUUUGACAAUGUGAGGGGUUGGUGAUUUUUGAAUACAGAGCCAUCAGUAGAUCUAUGAAAAAAAUAUAACUUUUUUUCGCACACACUUCUUCGUAAGACCAAUCUACAUACAUAUGGGAGUCUCAGUGGCACCUGGAUAAGGGGGCUUGGCAAAAAAACGAGAAAAAAAAAGGGGGGGACUGGCACAAACCGUAGAAAAAAAUUUUUCAAAGCGCACGAUUUUUUUGGCUGUCGUCAGUCAUGCUCAUCCCAUGUAUGCCAAUCUAUCAGAACUCUAUAAAUGAAAUAAAUAUGCGUUUUUGUGCCGAUUGAAAUUUACAUCUUUAUUUUGAAGUGUUCUUUUAACGGCUAUUUUGAAUUUCGCGCGGUCACUUUGAACUCAUUUAUUUAUUAUUAAAGGAGUUAAUGAAAUUUCCUCAUAAAAUCCAUCCACAUCUCAUUAUUAGUUCUCGAAAGUUCUUCUCAAAAAAAGGUCGCACUUUGCAGACGUUGAUCGACGGUGGCUACACGAACAAUCUGCCGAUUUUUACGGACCGUCGGACGGUGACCUGCUCGCCGUUCAGCGGAGACGCCGAUAUCAGUCCGGAGGACUCGGAAAUGAUGUUCCGUGACUGGAUGUUCUCCUUUGGGAAACAGAACUUGAGGGUCCGUGUUUUUCAUGGCUUUGUGGGUUGAUGAACACGGGGGAAGUGAGAAAAUUUGAACGUCAGAGAAGUCCCUAGAGGGGUCUUAAGAAAGGGACCGCUUCACUAUAGGGGCCACUGAAGCUUGCAAUAAGAACCACCAAGAUUCAAUCCCUAUAGGGAGCACUAAAGCUUCAACGCCUUAGGGAACACUUAACCCCCUUAAGGGACUACUUAAGUUAUGGAGCUACGACCCGAAGUUUUAUAGGACCCAUACAAUAAAUACCGCUAUAGGGAGCACUGAGGCUUCAACGCCUUAGGGACCACUUUAUCCCCCUGAAGGGACUGCUUGAGCUUAUGAGCCUGGACCCUAAGCUUUAUAGGACCCACACAAUGAAAACCCCUUUAGGGACCACUUUUUCGGCCCCUAUAGAGGCUGUUUUCCCCGCCGACCACUAGGGAGACCACUCUGGCGUUAUUUCUCGGAAGUUAGCCAUAGAGCAUACUUUACAGAGUUUGAAAAAGUUUUUUUGGCUUUCUUUAAGUUUAUUUCAUUUUUUUUAGACAUUUUAUUGCGACAUUGCCGUGGAGCAAACUUUCCACAAUUAGGAAGAUUUUUUGAGGCUAUUUUUUCGCACAGGAGUUUGCCGAUUUUUUUCAAAUUUUUCGUGACUUUAUUUAUAAGAAAAAAACGGAAAAGGCUGAAAAAAAUUAGUUCUAAAAUAUUGAGAUUAACAAUUUUUGGUGAUUUUCACAGCCUCUGGAGCAUUUGCGGCUAUUUUUUCUGUUGAAGUUUUUUUGGAUCAUUUUUGAACAUAUAAAAUGUCUAUUUUUAUCAAAUUUAAGAAUUUUUUCCAGAUGAGUUCGGCGAAUUGGUACCGCGGAAAAGAGGCCCUUUUCCCGCCAACCCGCGCAAUCCUGACCAAUUAUCACCAAAUUGGAUUUACCGACGCGAAACGUUUCCUCAUGUCUCACAAGUUGUAUAAUAAUAAGUGA
This is a messenger RNA of Caenorhabditis auriculariae, 7101 nucleotides long. Lineage: Eukaryota; Metazoa; Nematoda; Chromadorea; Rhabditida; Rhabditidae. The record is from the annotation of a GenBank genome assembly.